Lobosporangium transversale is the source of this 1130-nucleotide messenger RNA. RefSeq names its product superoxide dismutase. Gene Ontology annotation, cellular component: cytoplasm. The transcript has 4 exons. Gene Ontology annotation, biological process: removal of superoxide radicals. Lineage: Eukaryota; Fungi; Mortierellomycota; Mortierellomycetes; Mortierellales; Mortierellaceae. Bases 15 to 854 code for a protein of 279 amino acids. Gene Ontology annotation, molecular function: copper ion binding; superoxide dismutase copper chaperone activity. The record is from RefSeq and is a predicted model, not a curated record.
AUUAAAGUAAAGCCAUGGUGCAAACAACAUCAGAAUUCAAGACCGAAUUUGCGGUCGAAAUGACCUGCGAGUCAUGUGUUAAGGAUGUGAAGAAGGUUCUUGACAGAGCAGAAGGUAUUAGUAACUACGACAUUGACCUUAAGGAACAGCGUGUUGUCGUUGAAGGCAAUGCACCACCAUCAACUAUCUCACGCCUGUUAAAGAGCACAGGCAAGAUGGUAAUCGUGCGCGGAUCUGGCGUUGCUCAGGGUGCACACUCCGGAGCAGCUGUGUGUAUCCUUGAUAUCAACCAAGACGAUCCUUUGGUUACUGUUCCUCCAAACAGUAAGAAGCCUUACGGCCUUGCAAGGUUCCUACAAGUGAAUAAUGACGUCUGUGUGGUCGAUGUAACGGUCCAGGGGUUGAGCCCAGGCAAACAUGGCAUCCAUAUCCAUGAAUUGGGUGAUACUUCAGGUGGAGCUACUACAACAGGUCCACAUUACAAUCCAACCAAUGUGGACCAUGGUGAUCAUGAGACGGGCCACGUUGGUGAUUUAGGGAAUGUGGAAGUGGAUGAAAAGGGAUGGGGCGAUCUCGUAUCGGAGAGCAAGCGGAUCAAAGUCUGGGAUAUCAUUGGACGAUCCAUGGUGGUGACCGAAAGAGGAGAUGAUCUUGGACGAACGGAAACUGGGCCUGCAGAGGCAGUAGCCAAGUCGAAAGAAGACGGCAACUCUGGAAAUGGUAUCAUUUGUGGUAUCAUUGCAAGAUCUGCAGGCGUGUUCGAGAAUGCAAAGAAGAUUUGUGAUUGUACUGGAACAACCCUAUGGGAAGAAGCACGUUUGAUGGCUGGGGCCGACAACAAUGAUUUCUUUUGACGCCACCAAGAAGAUGAUCAAGAUAGACGCGCUAACGCAAAAUCGAAGCUUUGAGUGCUCUAGUUGUAUCUGAUCUUGUAUGGGCUAAAAGGGUUAAAAUGUGUCAGUGACAAUAAAAUAGAAGUAAGGAAUAAAUAUAUUUAAAGAGAUGAAGGCAAACAAAAUAUCGAGAAAAUGAGAUGAGAUGGGGCCUUCAUCUAGGGCGCGUUAUCAACGAGCUCGAGAAUGAGAUGCGGGGGUUCGUGUGUAAGCAAACAGUAAUAAAUAAUGAACAGU